AUGGAUAACCCAAAAGAGAAAACUCAUAAUAUGCCAUAGGAAGAGAUGUUAUUAGACAUGAUACCAGUCAUUUAACAAUUAGUAGAAGAAUUUACAAGAAAUACAAAAAAUUAAGGAUCUGUAGUUUUGUUUGUUGGAUCAACAGGGUCUGGGAAAAGUACAACCUUCAAUUUCCUAAGUGGAGCAGAAUUUAAACUUGAUCAUAAUGAAGAAUUGGAAUUAAAGAAUCAUUCAAAUAUCUUUUCUAAAAUGAAUGCUGGGGUGAUAUCUGUUACGAAACAGCCAAAUUUUUUUCACAAUAAGAAUAAUAAUCAUCUCAUUAUUGAUUUUCCUGGGUUUUUGGAUACAAAUGGGGAUUGGGAUCAAUUAUUAAUUGAACUUUUAUUUAACAAGAUUGUUUCUUUAGGUGCAUUAAAAGUUAUUUAUGUUAUAAAUAAUCCUCAAAAUACUCUUCAAAACAGAGGGGCUGACCUUUAAGAAUUUCUUAAAUAAUUGGAUAAUCCAAAAAUCAAUCUAAUCUUAAAUUGUUAUAUGGCUAAAUGGCCAGAUGAUAAAUUAAGAAAUAAAAUAAAAGAAGAUUUAGAAAGUGUUAAAUCACUAGAAAAAGAUAAACCUAACUUAAUAUCAUUAAUUGAUAAGAUUCUUAUAAAAAGAAGAGCUGCUCAUUAGGAAGACUUAGAUAUAUUUUUUAGUGAUGAAUAACGAAAUAUCUUUUGGAAUGAAAUUGAAGAAUUGACUAAAACUCAAAUCAAGCCUAGAAUAAUACCUAAAAGUGAAAUCAUUAGUAAAUAUAUCAUCUCUAAAGCAACUACAAUAAUUCAAGAAUAUGGAAAAUAGCUUAUAUCUAUUUUCAAUUCAGAUGAGAAUCAAAACGAUGGAAAAUACGAUUCAGAGCUACAUCUAUAAUUGGUAUAAUUUUAGAGCCUAUUGAAUAAUUCAAAUAAUUAUUCGCCUUCUUAAUGGUUUUUAAAUUUUAUACAAAUAUGUGAAGUAUUGACAUAGUAUAAAUUUAAAUCAGCCAGCAACGAUUUUUUAAAAAUAUUCUAAUAUUUUGAAUAAUUCGAGUAAUUCAUAGAUGGAUAUUAGCAAUUGGAAAACAUAAACCAACUAGCAUAAUAAAAUCUAGAAUAAGUCCAAAAAUUAUUUAAUAUCAGAAUAUAGUAUUAAGAAAAAAUUUAAAAAGCAGAAGAGGAAAAAAGAAGAGCAGAAGAGGAAAAAAGAAGAGCAGAAGAAGAAAAAAGAAUAGCAGAAGAGGAAAAAAGAUAAGCUGAAGAGGAAAAAAGAUAAGCUGAAGAAGAUAAAAGAAGAGCAGAAGAAGAAAAAAGAUAAGCUGAAGAAGAAAAGAGAUAAGCUGAAGAAGAAAAAAGAUAAGCUGAAGUAGAGAAUCUUAAAAUACAACAUUAAGUAGAAAUAGAAAAAAUGAAAUAAGAAACUGUUAGGCUAUAAAUGUAAAAUUUAGAAAAAGAAAAAUAACAAAUGAUGUUGUAGCAUGAUUUAGAAUAAAGAAACCUAAGAUUAUAAAUAGAAAAUGCUAAUAAUUCUCAAUGGAGGAACUCCCUUAUAUGUGGAUCUUAAUCAGCUACUAGCAGAUUGAAAUAACAAUAAAAAAAAGAUAAAAAUGGCAAAAAGACAACUAGCAAAAAAACAACUAGCAAAAAAACAACUAGCAAAACAAAUUAAUAGAAAUAACAUGCCACAAAAAGUAAAAUAAAUUGA
Molecule: messenger RNA, 1716 nt
Organism: Paramecium tetraurelia
Lineage: Eukaryota; Ciliophora; Oligohymenophorea; Peniculida; Parameciidae
Exons: 1
Molecular function (GO): GTP binding
Source: RefSeq, a predicted model, not a curated record